CCUGGACGGGCGCGGUUUCAUUUAAACCCAAAGUCCUUUUCUCAGGGCCCUUGAUGUAUUCUGCCUUCUCUUGCGGACACAUACUUCACGACUUUCAGAAACAUAACUUGGUGCAAGCCAUGAAGAGCAAUGUGUUAUUAAUGAGCUUCGUCGUCGCCACACUGCUCACCUUGAUGCAAGGGCAGACAAGCCUGGCUCAGCAACUGGGGAAUUUCGACCCCCGUUGGCAGCAGGCGGGGAGGAUGUUCCCUUUCCUUGAUUCCUUCAGACAGCCUUUUGAGUUAAGCCCUGUGUCCGCGUUAAGGAUCCAAUCCCCUCAGGCACGAAUGCAGAGGCGUCACCUAUGAACACCUUCACUUCCGGGUCGUCCAUUUCUGCUAGAGACGCCUUCUUGCAGCAACAACGACCUCAGGGACCAGCACUUCCCAGCGAGAUGAUGACCCUUCAAGUCUUGCUUCAUGGAGACGUUCAUCACAGAUGAUGAGAACAAGAGCAGGCCUGGGCCCUCCGGUCGCGACGAGCACCAACAACAACUCACCAACAGUCACACGGGGUUUCGAUCCCGCACCACCGAGGGCAAGGACAAGCGAACUGCGUGCCCAGGCUGAAGAAGGUUCUCGAACGUCUGCCGAGCGUUUGCUUUUACCUAGAGUCCAGAGCACAGCCCGGACACAAAACGCCUUCACUGGCUUACCUGGGACUCGCCUGACCUCUGACACAGGUGCAUUUGUGGGGGACAGGGACAGGUCAUCGCCUCUGGACUCCAAACGGAGCCAGUCUUUCUCCGAUGCAGCUUUGGGACUUCAGCUUCCAGCAUCACAGAGAAGCGCAAAGGGAGCAUCUGAGCUAGAGUUAAGACUUUUAUCAAGGGAAGCUCAGGAAGAACUCCUGAGGCAGCAACAGUUGCAGCUUCAGCACCAACACCAGCUACAGUCUCAACGACAGCAACAGGAGCAACUGCCUCGAUCAGAUCGGACUCUACAGGGAGCGACUGGCGCUGGUCAGAAGAGAGCUAACUCCAGCAAGUUUCCAUUAAAGUUAAAAUCUGAUUUUCCACCUCGAUAUGUGGAGGUCUCUUUACGUGUCAACCUUAUUAAGAGCAGGGAAGCAAAGCAAGCUGACACAGUCACCAACAUGGUCAAGAGUUCUUCUUCAAGUAGCGACUCACCAGAACGAAUAAUGACUUCAAAUGGUCCUAAUACCACGUCAGACCUAAAAGGGAUCUCCUCCCCAAACGGUGGAAAUUCUCAUAUGGCAGGACCUUUAGAUGUCCAGCAAAACGGUUGGAAGUACACAGCUAGACUCCACACCUCAGAUCACAGGCCUUAG
Molecule: messenger RNA, 1329 nt
Organism: Pomacea canaliculata
Lineage: Eukaryota; Metazoa; Mollusca; Gastropoda; Architaenioglossa; Ampullariidae
Exons: 8
Coding region: 478-1329 (283 amino acids)
Source: RefSeq, a predicted model, not a curated record